CAAAUUUAUGAAGAAAAGAGGAGAAAAAUGAGACUGAGAGAUGUGAUGAAGUGAUAUGAGCCACCGUUUAAGACUCUAAACGCAUGCGUCUUAAUUAAGCCAAAAAUCACUCUUACCAUUUACACCUCUUUCCUCAAAAACCCUAGAUCUCUCUCUCUCUUUCUCUUUCUCUUUCUUUCGUCUUGCCUUUUAGGAAGCUUCCCUUAAUUUAUACAUCACUUUAACUAGAUUACUCAGCUUCACCGUGACGACGAGAUUCUCGUUUUGCCAGAUCUGCACUGUUUCACUCUUUGCUUGCCUCAUAAAACCAUCACAUUUAUCAUUUAUGAUCUGUUUCAAGGAAGCUUUGAGUUGUGUUUGAUAGCUAGCGACUAGACAAGGGGAAUAAAAAAAGAAACUUGCUUUUUUCUCCAGAUACCUUCGUCUUCGUCCUUUAUUGUUGCCGCAAAAUGGCAAUGCCACCGGGAAACGUUCCUCCUUCCGACAAAUUGCAGUUUCCGUCCGCCGCCGCCGUCGCCGGAAACUGGAUCCCCGACGGGAGAGACGGGUUUAUCUCGUGGAUUCGUGGGGAGUUCGCUGCAGCUAACGCGAUCAUCAACUCGCUGUGUCAGCAUCUAGUAGCAAUCGGGGAUCAAAACGAAUACGAAUCAGUGAUCUCAAGCAUCCAGCACCGUCAAUUAGGCUGGUCUCAGGCUCUGUAUAUGCAGCAGUUUUUCUCGAUCGCAGAUGUUUCCUACGCUCUACAGCAAGUCGCUUGGAAGCGGCAACAGAAAUUGCCUCAUCAGCAUCCUCAAAGGCAUUACAAUCCCGAUCAGGUUGGGAAAUUCGGGGGAAGGAGAUCAGGUCCUGGGUUUAGCAAGCAUCAUCACGGUGGUGGUUACAGAGGAGCUGAGCCAGUGGCGAGAAACGGGCAUCACUCGGUUUCGAAUUCGGAUUGCCAUAGCGUUAGCAUUGAUCGGGAGGAACCUAAGCUAGCAAGUGAUGAUAAGGCGACGGAGGAGAAGAUAGAUGGUAACGAGAAACCGAAGAUUGAUAGUAGAGAUUUGGAAGAAUCUGAGCCUGCUGGUGCUGAAUCUCAAGCGGAAAUAGUGAAACACGAUUGUAACUCGGCUUCUAAAGAUGACAGUCUUCUCAGUUCUGAGCAAAAGCAGGACGAGAAAGAUAAAGAGUGUCCUGCAAGCAUGGCAAAGACAUUUGUUGUUCAAGAGAUGUAUGAAGCGAAAAUGGUUAAUGUUGUAGAAGGAUUGAAGCUAUAUGACAAAAUGCUUGACGCAAAGGAAGUUUCUCAGCUAGGCUCUCUUCUAAAAAGUCUGAGAAUUGCUGGACAAAGAGGUCAACUUCAAAGUGAGGCAUAUGUGGGGUACAAACGGCCAAAUAGAGGACAUGGGCGCGUGAUGAUCCAACUCGGUCUCCCCAUAGCUGAUGCACCGCCUGAUGAUGAGAAUCGAGGAAUAGAGCCAAUCCCAUCAUCUCUCUCAGACAUAAUUGAACGUUUGGUGUCAAAGCAAAUCAUACCUGUGAAACCAGACGCCUGCAUCAUUGAUUUCUUCGACGAGGGAGAUCACUCGCAGCCUCAUAUGUUUCUUCCCUGGUUUGGACGACCCGUCGGGAUCUUGUCCUUGUCGGAAUGCGAUUUCACAUUCGGAAGAGUCAUUGUCUCUGAUCAUCCCGGCGACUACAAGGGCUCUCUCAAGCUGUCUAUCACUCCAGGAUCGGUUCUCGUGGUGGAAGGCAAAUCAGCAGAUCUUGCUAAGUUUGCAAUUCAUGCAGUCCGAAAGCAGCGAAUUCUCAUCACCUUCACCAAAUCUCAGCCGAGAAACUCCGUAACCGGAUCUAACCGGGGACCACCGCCUAGCAGAUCCGUCAUCCGUCCCUCAACCGGCCCACCUAAACAUUACCCUGUUACCCCUAUCACAGGCGUCUUGCCCACACCGUCUCACCGCCCACCAAACGGAGCUGUUCAACCGAUUUUCAUCGCCCCUUCUCCUCAGAUGCCGUUCCCAGGUGGUGUCCCACCGGUGCCUACAGGCUGGCCACUGCCACUUCAUCCACGACACCAGCCGCUUACACAACCCCGAAUGCCCAUCCCUGGAACCGGUGUGUUCCUCCCACCCGGUUCAACCAAAGAAUUGGGUUUACAAGGCUCCCCAGAGAAGUCCAACAACGGCAACGGAGAAGGAAAGUUAGACUUGAAGACGAAAGAAGCAGCUCGUAACGGAAUUGCUACGGAGGAAUGCGAUGGCAAUAACGGUGACGCUAAACAGAGGAAUUAGCUGAUAAUGAGAAGAUUUAGAGCAAAGAGAGGAAAGAGCGGCGAAUAUGGAGCCUGCAGUUUUUAAACUGUAAAAAGAGCGGCGAAUUCUAUGAAACCUUUGUGUUUUUGCGACUUCAGAAAUUGUUUUUAGGCGAGACCAAACAAAAAGAAAAGAGACGAGCAAAAUUCACCCGUUUUGGCGUUUUCUACUCUCUAAAAUCUUGCUUCUUUUGCCCUUUCCCUUAAAAAUUAUGUUUCUCCCUCGCUUACACUAUCUACAUAUACACACUACAGCAGUACAAUUUAACCAUUUCUAUAUUUACAAUUUAUAAAGAUAUACUUAGUCUUUCUUAUCAGCAAAC
This is a messenger RNA of Thlaspi arvense, 2616 nucleotides long. Lineage: Eukaryota; Viridiplantae; Streptophyta; Magnoliopsida; Brassicales; Brassicaceae. The record is from the annotation of a GenBank genome assembly.